Molecule: messenger RNA, 1281 nt
Organism: Cynoglossus semilaevis (tongue sole)
Lineage: Eukaryota; Metazoa; Chordata; Actinopteri; Pleuronectiformes; Cynoglossidae
Product: C2 calcium-dependent domain-containing protein 4C
Exons: 1
Coding region: 96-1265 (389 amino acids)
Source: RefSeq, a predicted model, not a curated record
UCAUUCAUUCAGGUCUUCAGUGACUGGUGCGACAAGGACAGGUAAGGACUUCUUUUUCCAAAUGUUUUUGAUAGUUAUUAGAACACUGAAGAACAAUGUGGCUCUUUGAAAAGAUCAGGGACAGUAUUGAGAACAUUCCCUCUGAGCUGUGUCAUACCAUAGAACAAAGUAAGGAGUAUAUCUUUAAUUCUCGCAAGACCUGCAUGUCUCUUAAUGUGCACAGCAACAUCCUGACCCCGGACAAGAUCCCAGAGUUCUGCUUGCCUCCGAGGCUCUCAAGGAGAAACAUUUUGCAGGAAGCAGAAACACCCUCUUCUCACCUGCUCAGGAAAAACCAAGAACAAAGUACAUUCUUUAACAGCAUGCAGGUAAUGACAAAGGAUUCCAAAGUAAGGAAUAGCAAUGCAUUAAUGGCUUGUAAGGAUGUGAAGAGAGCUCUGCCAUUCUCUGCUGAGAGUUUUGGUCUGGCUGGAAUUUAUCAAAGUCCGAACACUCGAAGGAAGGAAUCUUUGUUCCACCCAAAGUUUCCUGCAUACACACUUAACAAAAAAAUUUCUCCUGCAGCACAAAAGGUGACAAGGGAGAGAAACCCACCCAAGAAUACGGUGGCUGGAUUUUUUUCUCUAACGUUAGGGAAAACCAUAUCAGAGACAGGAAGUACAGAAAACAAAACUCCUUCAUCCACAUCUUGCCCUGUGUUACCUGGUAGUCAGGAGGAGACUGGCGGAAUGAGGAGAGAGGUUGUCAGUUUACACACCUUUCCAAAUAACCCUCCCAGCUCGUUUGGAAGCUCACUAACACUGGCUCCAACUGUACUCUUCCCACUAGAUGUUCUUCGGUGCCAGGUGAGACUGCCUCGAGAGCAUGUCAUUCCCUUGCAGGGCCGAGGUAAAGUUAAACUCUCUGCUGAGAGCACCACCUUCUCCUCCAACACCAUCUUGUCCCUUUCUACUGUCAGAAUACGUCUAGUGUCUGUGGAGAGCCAUUGGAAUGACACUGAUCAAAAACCCCUGAACUGUGCACUGAUUCUGUGUUUGACACCAGGGAAGUUGCAGUUACAAAAGAGUGCCACCAUUAAGACCAGCCGCAACCCUGUGUUUAAUGAAGAUUUCUACUUCACGGCACUAAGUCGGGAGGAUCUGCUGGAACUUCAGCUUAGAGUGAAAAUAGUAGAUAAACUUGUCUCUGGAACAUUGAGGAGAAGGACAGUCAUCAGAGUAUUCACUAAACCAUUGUCUCAGUUACUUCAUCUACACAUAAAUUAAAUCAAUUUAGACAUGA